UCUGAACGGAUCUAAAGAGUCGAGCAGAAACUGUGAAAUGUACAAAGUUUUAUUUCAACUUCCUAAUAAGUGUGAUUAUAUAAAAGACAGUAGAAUAUCAGCUUGAUCGUUUCCCACGAUUGAAAGAACAGGCAGAUCGGUGGACGGUGGAAUGCUUCUGAUCUAGGAGAACCAAUUUCAAUGCAAUCGAUCCCCCUCCUUUCAUAGAGGAACUCUGGUAUAGGUGGUCACCACAGAGUGGUCAAGUUCAAAUCUCGAGUUCAGUCGGCCAUCAGCUACGAUUGACGUGCAAUCGUUGCAUACGUUGCGUCGAUCAAUUACCACGAUUCAAAGUUAAUACCCGUGGACAGAGGGUGACGACGAAUCGUCAAAAAUUUCUUAGCUAAAUUCCUUAGAUCCCUAAUUUAACUAGAUCUCGUUGUAUCAUUGUGUUAAAGAGCAAUUUCAAAUAUCUGUUCCUUCGUUUCUUGAACGACAUUUUCGAAUCUUUUGGUUGUAACAGCUUUCGUUAACGAUCGAAAAUAAAAUGCAGAAUAAGACAUCAGAAUGGACAGCGAAUCAUCCCUGUCAAACGAUACCGUCAUUGCGAAUCGAGAGCAAACCAACAACAACGAGGUCAAUAUGACGAGAAAUUCGACGAAGAAACGAUUGAAUUUCCCGAAGAACGCGAAUCCGACGCGUUCGCCUAAUAACGAGGAAGAGGAGAUACCUUUCUUUGAGAGCGAGAAUAAGAGCAAUAAGGAAGAGGACGAUAUUAUUUCGUGUAAUAUUACUCGUGAUAAGGAUCUCGUCGGCUUGAAAUCGAAUUGCGGUCGGCCGUUGAAAUCGGGUCAAACGAAUGGGCCACGUUUCCCGUCUAGCUAUCGCAUGGUGUAUGGCACCGAGCAUGGCGGCCUCUAUUACCGUCGUCGCCGCCGCCGCGAUUGGUUCAGAGUGAAUGCGCGAUGCGUCUCCCAUAUUUCAAAUCGAGCGUCGAACGUCCGUGUCUGGUCGUUGAGAGGACGAUGCGCAUCUUCCCGGCGAAGCGAACGACGUGACGUCCAACGUGCCGCGGCGUCGAGAACGGGACAGUCUAAACAGCUGGUGACAACGCGGGUGGAGGCGCGCGAAGAACGGGCGAAGGUGGUGACGGCCACCGCCGUGGAAGAGCCGUCGCGGAAGCAGAACGCGGAGCCGUCGUCCUCGGUCGCGCAGAUCUCACGAAAACGACGCGUCGGCAUCGUGGAGAAUCAGUACGUCGCCGGGAGCGACGCUAGUUCGUCGGUAUGCGAGUUGGCGCGGAGCCUCGAGCAGUUAUUCGGUGAGAAAAAGGACGCAGGUAGUAGAGACGGGGACGGAAUGAAGUCGAAGAAGCAACAAAGCACUGUCGAGGGCAUCGGCAUCGAUCCGAUCGAGGAGAACGAGACUUACGACGAGUUCGACACGGUCAGAAUGCCGAUGGUUCGGUCUCUGAGCAAGAGCCCGCAGAGCGAUGAGGGCAUCGAGACGGACGCUGAUCGAAGGAGAGGAUCAAUGGCUCGCUGCUGGAGCCUCGACUCAGCCGCGGCCAGCGACGAGGACACGUCGUCGUCGCUGAACGCGCACCAACAGAAACGACACAAACUGCGGGUCACCAGAUGCUGCAGCUCUGACAGUGCGGUGCUCAGCGACGAGGAUCAAAUAAAAGAAUGGGAUAGUUCGAACAUGGUUGAGGGUGGCGAAUCGGAACAGAACGAAGAGAGGCCGAGAUACUGGAGAACGCCGAGCGUGGUCGUCAGCGAUUACUCGGAUUAUUCUUAUCUGGACGAGAAACUGGAAAGGAGCAAUUUGGACGUAGAGAAAUACGAGGGGACCAGUGGUACGCCUAGCCAAGCGAGUAGUUGCUCCUGUUUGGACUGUGACGAAAUACGCGAAUCUCUCGAUACUCAAUUCCUACAAGUCUGUCGGAGUAGAAGACACUCCGAUUCUUCGUGCCUCGAUUCCGUCAACGCCGUCGCUGCAAGAAAUUUCAGCGAGGUCGGUAGUAGGAGAAACUCUUGUUUAGACUCCACCGAGUCCUACUUCUCGAAGCUCAACACACAGUUCGCGAGGUACACGUCGGAAAAUGCGUCGGCGUUGCAAGAGGAGACGAAGGUCGAUCUUCUGGACAUUCCACCGGUGCGAAAAAUCUCAGACUGCUCGACCGUGUCCAGCCUCAGCGGGGACGAGUCCGACAUCGCCGAGGUUCAGCCAGACAGAGCAAGAUCAUCCAAAUCGUCGGGAUGGAGAAAGCUUCGAAACAUCGUACACUGGACGCCUUUCUUCCAGACGUAUAAAAAACAACGGUACCCUUGGGUACAGUUAGCGGGUCAUCAAGGGAACUUUCGAGCCGGACCCACGCCAGGAACGAUUCUAAAGAAACUUUGUCCUCAAGAAGAAGCCUGCUUUCGGCUACUGAUGAACGACGUACUAAGGCCGUACGUGCCCGAAUUCAAAGGCGUGUUGGACGUGAAAGAGGCAGAGGAAGGGAACACCGAGGAGACUGACGCAGCGCAAACGCUUCAGAAGGAUAAUAAUACUGACGACCCUGCGAACAAAAAAAGCGUGGUGUCCUCUUACUUGCAGCUGGAAGAUCUCCUCGGAGACUUCGAGCAUCCGUGCGUAAUGGACUGCAAGGUCGGAGUCAGGACGUAUCUGGAAUCGGAACUUGCCAAGGCCAAGGAGAGACCUAAGCUGCGGAAGGACAUGUAUGAGAAAAUGGUGCAAGUAGACCCCGCUGCGCCGAGUGCCGAGGAGCGUCGUGUGCAGGGUGUCACGAAACCGAGGUACAUGGUCUGGCGCGAGACCAUUUCGAGCACGGCUACGUUAGGCUUUCGCGUGGAGGGCAUCAAGCUCGCCCACGGUGGCUCGUCAAAGGAUUUCAAGACGACCAGGACACGAGAACAGGUGACGGAGGCAUUGAGACGUUUCGUGGAAGGAUACCCGCACGCGUUGCCCAAAUAUAUCCAGCGUUUAAAGGCGAUCAGAACUACGCUGAAGGCGUCACCGUUCUUUGCAUCGCACGAGGUCGUCGGCUCCAGCCUGUUGUUCGUCCACGAUGCCAAGAACGCUGGAAUCUGGAUGAUCGAUUUCGCGAAGACGUUACCUCUGCCCCAACACCUGUCAAGGAUUCGGCACGACGCCGAGUGGCAAGUAGGCAAUCACGAAGACGGCUAUUUGAUAGGCGUGAACAAUCUGAUAAACAUAUUUCAAGACAUACGGAACUCCGAAGGAACGUAACUGUAAGAUACAAGAUUCCCUCUCAACGGGAGCAUGGAAGUUAUGCCGUGACUCUACAAACGCGAGUGCAUUUCUUUCUUUUUCUUUUUGUACAGACGAUGCGGUUUCACGCACGUCACGUGAAAUACUUUGUACAUAGACGAUAGAUUUCUGUUACAAUGUCCCGUUUAUAUAUUACGCUCUGCGAAGAGAACGGACCAAAGACGCGGUAGCUGUCGCUGCCUAGGUAUUCAUAACGAGACUAUCCUAUAACGUAGAGACGACGCGCAAAGAGAAUGUGUAAAAAAAUAAUUUAAGUAAUCUAAUCGUUACGCAAUAAGUUUUAUUUAUACGUUACAUGCGACGUUGCAAGAAUCUUCUUGAUACAAGAGAACGAAGAAACGACGUUUUCCUUUCCUUUUUUUUGUAUUUAAAAUCGUACCAUGCAUUUGUAAAUAACUCGACACUUAAUUAUAAAAGAAGUUCACGA
Messenger RNA from Ceratina calcarata, 3706 nucleotides. RefSeq names its product Inositol 1,4,5-triphosphate kinase 2 (gene IP3K2). Lineage: Eukaryota; Metazoa; Arthropoda; Insecta; Hymenoptera; Apidae. The record is from RefSeq and is a predicted model, not a curated record. Gene Ontology annotation, molecular function: inositol hexakisphosphate kinase activity. Gene Ontology annotation, cellular component: nucleus; cytoplasm. The transcript has 9 exons. Bases 547 to 3237 code for a protein of 896 amino acids. Gene Ontology annotation, biological process: phosphatidylinositol phosphate biosynthetic process; inositol phosphate biosynthetic process.